Molecule: messenger RNA, 1851 nt
Organism: Paramisgurnus dabryanus
Lineage: Eukaryota; Metazoa; Chordata; Actinopteri; Cypriniformes; Cobitidae
Gene: grik6
Product: glutamate receptor, ionotropic, kainate 6
Biological process (GO): monoatomic ion transport
Cellular component (GO): membrane
Molecular function (GO): ligand-gated monoatomic ion channel activity; signaling receptor activity
Source: RefSeq, a predicted model, not a curated record
GGUUUUUCUCAUGUCUUUUGGGGGAACCCUCUAAUUCAUUAUUGUAAACCACACUACUGACUUGCUCUCAGUCAGUGCUGUCCCAACACAGUGGAAAUUCACUGCAGACAUCAUGGUCAGAAUAAGCAACAUGUGUGGAUUUGCAGGGUUCUCUGUAUGCAUAGUAUUGCUCCUGGCUUCAGACAUCUGCUUAGCAGCAAGGCAAGAACUGCUAGUUACCACUAUAAAACAAGACCCAUAUACAAUGAGCAAGGGCUCACAGUUAGAAGGCUACUGCAUGGACUUGCUCACUGAACUGGGCAAAAAACUGGGUUUUAAAUACAAAGUUCACCUGGUGAAGGAUGGGUCAUACGGCAGACAGGAUGAAAGCGGAAACUGGAACGGAAUGAUUGGAGAGGUUGUUAGAGGGGAAGCUGAUCUGGCCGUAGCCCCACUGACUCUUACUGCUGCCCGUGAGAAGGCGGUGGGAAUGACAAAACCGUACAUGCAGACCGGAAUCAGCAUCCUCCUCCGCAAAGAUAUCGUUUCAGAGGAGCCUGGCUUUUUUGACUUCCUCUCCCCUUUCUCUGGGGAGACCUGGUUCGGCAUCCUGAUUGCAUACUUUGUGACUGCAGUGUGCAUCUGCAUUGUGGGAAGGUUGAGUCCAUGUGAAUGGAGCCAGCCCGAGGCAGAGCCAAAUCGUUUUACUCUUCUGCACAGCUUGUGGUACGCUGCAGGAGCCCUAAGCUUGCAAGGUGCAGGCCCUCACCCUAAAUCUCUGUCAGGACGGGUUAUCAGUUGUACCUGGUGGUUGUUUGCGGUGGUUCUGCUGGCUUGUUAUUUUUCCAGUCUGGGUUCCUGGCAGGGCUCUGAUUCAACUCCUCUCAUGAUCAAAGGUUUUGAGGAUUUGGCCAAUCAGGAUGUGAUUGAAUAUGGAACUCUUGCAGGCUCCUCCACUCUCGCAUUCUUUAAGAACUCCAAUAACCCAUCUUACCGUCGCAUCUUUGAGCACAUGGAUCGCAGAAAGAGUUUCGUAUCCUCCAUGGACGAGGGUGUUCAGAGAGCUAAGGAAGGAAAUUAUGCCUUCAUUGGGGAAUCUGUGUCUCUGGAUCUGGCUGUGGCUCGGCAUUGCGAAUUGAUUCGAGCACCCGAGGUCAUCGGGAUGAGAGGAUACAGCAUUGUAACUCCUCUUGGAUCUCCCAUGUUGAAGAAUCUGAGCGUGGCCAUCCUACAGCUUAGCGAGGCUGGGGAAUUGCCCUAUCUGCGCACUAAAUGGUGGGCCAGCAGCUGCGUGCCGGACAGCGGCAAAGCCUCAUCUCUGAAGGUUCAUAGCAUGAAAGGCAUAUUUCUGGUUCUUGCUAUAGGCCUGGGGAUCGGAGUGUUGAUCUCCUUGUUUGAACUCACCUCAAAGUCUCGCAGUCUUGCUGGGGAGCAGAAGAAAUCCUGCUGCACAGUUUUGACCCAGGAGCUGAGUCAACGCUUAAGAAUGAGCAACACAAAGAAUAACCAGGAAACCUCUGACAAAAACAAAGCAUAACAGGUUGAACCACAUCGAGAUCAUUACAGAGUCUUACAGUAUAUACAUAGUACAGUAACAGAAUGUCCUUACUGUUGCAUCUGUUUUUCAGUAGAUCUGGUGCUAGAUUUUAGUAUAAUUUCUCAAGUUAUUUUAACUGAUUGUGCUUAGUGCUUAAUCAACUACAAAAUCUUAAUUUACAUUUAACACAUUGAAUUAAGCUACCUGUCGGUGAAAAUGUAAUAAAUCAUAGGCAUUGUUUUUGUUUAGAGUUGGUAUUAGAAAUGAUAAAAAAUAUAGAAACAUACUUUGUAUGAUGCCACCAUAAUAACUUCAACAUGCUGAAAAAGAGUUCA